This is a messenger RNA of Saprolegnia diclina VS20, 1794 nucleotides long. RefSeq lists its product as hypothetical. Bases 5 to 1708 code for a protein of 567 amino acids. Lineage: Eukaryota; Oomycota; Saprolegniomycetes; Saprolegniales; Saprolegniaceae. Gene Ontology annotation, molecular function: GTPase activator activity; small GTPase binding. The record is from RefSeq and is a predicted model, not a curated record. Gene Ontology annotation, biological process: nucleocytoplasmic transport; activation of GTPase activity. Gene Ontology annotation, cellular component: nucleus; perinuclear region of cytoplasm; cytosol. The transcript has a single exon.
CCUCAUGCUUGGCACGCCGUCGCUGGUUGAGCUCUGCGCCACGCAAGCCGCUGCGAGCUGCGCUGUCGACGAGAUCGCGGCCGCAGUGGCAUGGCUGCCAACCGAGGCCAUCGAGCGCGUCUGGGCACACAUGUCGGCAAAGAGACUGCGCAAGUUCGAGCUCGCGCUGCCGUCGGCCUGUCCCGACGACGCCGUUGCCCUCCUGGAAGCACUGCAAGCACAGUGGCGAGAGCGCAUUCGCCGCGAUGUCCGGAGCCUCAACCACAAGCUGGACUCGAGCAAGUACUUUGACAACGCGUCCGAGGCGACGACGUUCAUUGCCACAACGCGGGUCACCACGUGCUACCGGCGCGCGUACUGGGAGCACCAAUUCCGGAAGCGGCUCGUCGAGCACGAUAUGGACCACGUCGCCGGCGCCGCAGCGAGCGCUGACGACGUUCCACUUGCCCUCUUCAGCGGUGUCGUCCACCAGGUCAAGGUUCGCGGACGGGAAAUGACGCGCGCCAACGUCGACGUGCUUUUGUCGCUGCCCAGCAUCGAGCGCCUCGAGCUGCACCACGCCCAGGUCUCGGACGACCUAUGGCGCCUUCUAAGCGAGCUCAUUGAGACGCUGCCAGCGCUGCGCGAGGUCUGUCUUCUUCACAGCAAGCUGCCCACUGUCGCGCCGCUCCUUGCGGCGAUGGCUCGGCGGCGUGGCCACCCCAUCGAUGUGCUUGGUUUCUCGUCCGUCAAGAUGUCGCCGAUAGCGCUUCGAGAGAUUGUGGCGUCUUUUCAACGUGAUGGCGGCUCGAGGUUAUGCCGUCUGCGCCUCAACAACUCGGUCACGGACGUUGCCGGCGUCAAUGCGCUUGUCGCCUGCGGCAGUCGCGCGCUUGAUACCCUCGUGCUGCAGUUCAACGAGCUCGAAGACGAAGCGCUUGACGACUUGACGGAACCGUCGAAUCUCAAGCACGUGUCACUGGCGCACAACUGCCUCACCAACAUCGGUCCCGUCGCGCAUUGCCGCCAGCUGCUGUCGUUGGAUCUGAGCAGCAACGAACUGGGCGACGCUGGGGCGUCUCAGUUGGCAACGGACGUCUUGCCGCACUUGACCAACUUGACAGCGCUCUACCUCGUCAACUGCACCAUCACGGACGUCGGCGCGGCGGUGCUCUUGCCAGCGAUUACGACCCAAGCCCACAUCGCGACGCUCAAUCUCAGUCGCAACUUCGUUGGCCCUGCGUUUGGGACGGAAUUGAGUGCCUUCAUCGCGAGCAACACGGUCGUCCACACGCUUCACCUGAGCUCGAUCGGUCUUGGUGACACGCCGCCAUCACCGUUUCUGGUUGCGUUGGCGUCCAAUCGCACGCUGCGACGCCUAUCGCUCGGCGAGAACCGGCUGCGGAACCAAGGGGCAGUCGCUGUCUUCUGCGCGCUAGUACAGCGCGCGGCGUUGGUGCCAUUUGAGGCCGUGGAUCUGCGCGGCAACUUACUCAGCGACGACGGGCUCCGUAGCCUUGUAGCAGCCACGUCCGGACGCAAGCGCAAGGCAUCGCAGCUCAAGUGGUCGUCGGACGCGCAUCUGAUCGACGAGUUGAACCUCCAGGACAAUGUAUUCCAACCCGAGACUGUUCGAGAGGCGUUUCAGCGCUUGGCACCUUGUAUCCAGCAUGUCUUCAUGAGCCACAUCGAGCCCGCGUCGACGGUCGCGUACGACGACGAAGCCUAGUCGACCACCCGACGUGUACAGUAGGACCCUAACCUCGAUAGUUCAGAAUCAGAAUAUAUCGGUUUUGGAAUAAUAACUAGAAACGC